AUGUCAGGCAGACAUCAAGCACCCUACGCGCGAUACAAUCAAUCGAAUCAGCCCAUCAAUUCCGUCAAGCACAACCUCAACAUACCUUUCAAUCCUCAAAAUAAUGCUCAGGGAAUUGGUCACUCAUCAGCCUCAUCGGCCUCUUACAACAAUGCAUCUUCAAUGGCCUCACCUUAUUCCAGCUCAUCCUCACCUGGCCAUCCCUCCCCUAACAUGGCCAAACAUGUCACCCACAAUACACAACUUAAGAAAUAUACUUUAAAACCACCCCCACGAUUACAACCGUUAUCAAAAACAAUGACCCAACUAGGUUAUCCCGGAAUAUUUCCCCAACGCUCGUCUCAAGACGAGGAUGUUUUGACAGAAUCCAACAUGCGAAAUGGUUUUAAUGAUCGUCCCAUAGUCUCUAACGAACACACCUGUGCACAUGAUAUUGUGUACGGUAAACUUCAAGACGACCAACGUUUAAUGAAUGAGCUUGGAAGCUUUAUGGUUGAUGUACUUAAAAGGAAACGAAAAGCAGCCAAGGUGACAGGAAAUACUUCCUUUAAGCCCCCAUUGCGAUCCACUCUGGGGGACAAUAAAAAAGACCAAUGGAUGCAAGAUCUAGCGGGCGGAACUGUACCUUUGCGCAAACUAGCUCGCAACGUCCCGCAUGGAUUCAAAGGAGAAAAGCUAUUAGAGACAUUAGCUUUAAGACAGGUGCCAUUCUUGCGAGCGUCCUGGUAUAUUAAGAUUGUCGGUCUCUCUGAAAUGACCCAGCGUAAUGCAAAUAACACAAACCCACCGGUUUCCCAAGCCAACCAGUGGACUAUUAUUGUUAUUAGCCAUUUGAAGAAGCAAUUGGGUGAACUUACGGCAACAAAUACAGCGUCUCAUCACAAUAAUACAAACUCGCGUGGUCAUAAAGGACACAACAAUACAUCAAACCAUUAUGACGGCUCAACAAAGCCCUGGGCAUCACCCGAAAACCGUGCACGAUUUGAACAGCGCUGGUUGUACAGUACACGAUUAACAAGAUGGCAAUAUUGCGAAGGUUUAUUAGAUCAACGAACUUUCUUGAGAUCCUCUCUUGACACAUUACUCGCCAGUGGAUCAUUUGAAGUGAUGUGGCUUAUAUUGACUGGUCUAGUACAGGACUAUGUAGACGAGUAUAGACGGAACAGAACGUUAAUGAAGCUACUUAUUGAGACGCUGAUAAAAACCUACAAUGCACUCCUGAGCCACACAGCUCAGAUACACGGAGACAAAUCGUACUGGAUCUACUGUGGACUUCAAAAAGAAAUCAAGCAAAUGUUGCAGUCUUUGUUUCUAUCUACACCAGAUGUAUUUGUUAUUCCAAAGUUGUAUCAUCAAUAUAGAGAUGUAUUUGAUGCUAUCUUAGGAGAAGAUAAUAGUGAGAGUGCUCUCCAAACUAUACCUGAUGUUUGUAAUACAAUGAAAAAAUAUUGGAAUAUUGUGAAAGCACGAAACGAAGUAUUCUGUGGAACUGCCGAAGAAAAUAAGAUAAAGCAAGAUGGAAACUCACGAGAAGAUAAAAAGACGACAGCUCAAAAUCUGACGGAAGAAGUGCGGGAUGGAGAACAUGUUGUACAUGUAUUGGACAACAUUGGAAGACACGUUGGCAGUCAUUCAGGGCUUCUGAUCGACCAAAAUGGGUGGAUGUCAGUAAAUGGGAAAACUGCAAAAUCGGCUGCAAAAGCAAUAUUUGGAACCGGUGAUGUUGACCAGCAAGCAUUUGUUCAUAUUAUCAAAACAAUGUGUCAGUGGGCAACAAGUGAUGCUCGAUACGGAGACUGGCGUCCUUAUUUAAUUGCGUCUAUUUUAUUACAUUGGAGAGACUCUUCAAAAACAACCGAACGCAAGACGAUGCUCCAAGAUUCAUUCAUACGAUUUUUAGACGAAGAAUCACUUUCAGACGAAACAGAGAUCCAGAAUAGUGACGAAAUUAACGCAAAUAACGAUCCCACCUUUGAGAGUAGUACUUUAAUCAGACUCCAGCUAUUCUCAUACCAAAAAUACUUGCUGCGUCUUAUUGCUCGCGGAGAGCUUGAGCCCAGUCAACGCCACAAACGAUCUAUACGACAGAGCCUACAUUACCUUGCCUCUUUCCCUCUUCUUACACCUCCACCAGCUGGUCUUGUUCACCAGAGAAGGGUUGCAAUAUAUGGCGUACGAAAUGUUAAUGGCGAUUACCAGGAGAAAGAGGAUUUGAGCCAUAUGAAGCGUUUGGCCAAGUUGUCCAUGACAGGAAACAUGGAAAAUGAGUCCUUUCUUUUUGGAGAAAACUCUCGGGAGAUGACCAGUCCCGAGCCAAGCGACAGUAUCGCCUCAUUUGAUAUUACCCUUUUGGAUAAAUAUAUUCAAGAAAUAGCACAAACAAUGCAAAACUCAACACGAUACGUCGUUCAAUUAUUUUGCGAUUGGAUGGUAGAUCAAGUUAUGCGCUUUGUAGUAAAAAGUGUACAAAUCGGCGAAGACAACUGGAGAGUAAUGACUACUCCAGGAUCAUGCCUUUUAAAUACAAGACAGUAUAUAACAAUCAUCAAAAUCCUUGAACACGCAAAGGACUACACCAACAUCGUCCAGAUUGCGCUAUGGGUGCUCAAAAAGACAAAUGAGCGCGCAUUGUACCUAUAUAUUAUAGACUCCCUUCGUAAAUAUGCCAGCAUAUGGAAACUCACGAAUUAUAGUAACCAAGUAGCAGAGGCACUGUGGGAAAAGCAUCAAGAUCUUCAAGCUCGUGGCAUUCGCGAACGCUGCAUUAUGAUGUAUAUUGUCCAACUUGUACAGGAAGGAUAUCGGAUAUCAGAUGAAAGGCGUGCACAAUUGCAACAUGAUCUACAAGCCAAGCCAAAGUUUAUGUCACGGCAUCGUAGUAAUCCAUUACCGAUCACUGCAGAACUUGGACAAAUUAUCCAAGAUCACUCACCUUCAAAUAUUCAGAGUGUCACAGACUCUCUGUGUGUACGCUACCAAGGUACAGCAGGCUGGAUUGGUAUCAUUCUUCAAGGUAUCGUCGAGGUCAUGAGUCCAGUUGGAGCAGUACGACGGAUAGAGUUGGCGACAUCAAAAGUACCAGCGAAAGAGACACAAGACUCUUUUGCACGCUCUUUUGAGUUUUACCAAAUUGUUUCUGCAUUUGCCAGUCUUAUGGAAGAAAUAUCCAAUCAAGCUACAAUUACUGGAGAACUUGAUGAAGCCAUUGCUGGCUGGCUUUCUCGACAAUGCAGCCCGACAACUAUGAAUGGAACGAUUCUAAUUGAUGAGAUGAAUCAGGAAUACUCAUGGGUUCCUUUAUUUAUUACCCUUCUUGUUGUACAUGGUUGCGUGAGUCUAGAAAUUGUUCUCAAAGAUUUCGCUAUUCCGUGGUUCAGACACAUCAGUCAAGAAACACAACAGGCAAAUGGCACAGAUGCAGCUGAACAUAGAGUGCUACAAUUUAGCAAAAAUCUUGUUGCACUUGUCCGACUCUUGGUUGUACGGGAACAAUGCAAACCUAACUUUGAAGAUGCUAUCAAUACCUCACAACCUUGGAUAUUGCGGAUUGAGGAUAUAUUUCGGUUAGAGACAUCGCGACAAACCUACCUUACAAGUGGACUGGACAAAAUAGAACCACUUUUUGGUCUAAUGGAAUAUCUUGUCAUUAUCGGUGCCAACUUACCAUUGAGUAGCACACUUUUACGAGAGCUGGUCAUGUUAAGGGCAGAUAUGUUAAAGGUAGAGCGCUUCAGACAAGCUUGCAUUCGUGAUCUGGAUGGUGUCUAUCAGCGGUUUGCGACACAAGACGUCGGGGGCGCAAACGAAAGAAAAACGAAAAAGAAGAUGCUUUCCAUUGUGGAUGAGCUAAUUGGUGGAAACCCAUGCUUUGAACGGCAAGGAAUGGCACACGAUUUGGCUCCUAGCUUUGUUGAGAAACUUAGUCACAUAUUUAUGAAUGUGAGCCAGUGGAAUGAAGAACUGUGUCGUGUUCAAGUCAAUCUUUUACUGGACAAUAUUCUACUCUCUGAUGGUAGUUCCUCUAACCCCAACAAUCCUCAUAUUCUCGGAGACGAUAGUACUACAAACUUAGCUACCACGCCUGGUAUGGAUUCUAUUUUACGUAGUACACCGACAAGUACAAACGAAGAACUUGUUUUGUUUGUCGACUUCUCCUUCAACAUGGCACUCUCAGACGAUAGUAACGACAAAAAGUCACAGAAAAGUCAACGACGUUUUACUUUUCUUAAAAACAUGUUGAAUGGAAUACGCGAGCCAGUCCUCUCGGAACUCCUAUCCCAUGGUGUUCGUCUGCUAGAAGGUUGUGGAGCAACUACAUUUCCGGAAAAUGUACUGCUUCUGACAACAGAAGGUUGUAUUCCGACCAGUUUUGAGUCUGCAAAAUUCUCUCGUCGUAGCCAUGCCUUUUUAAAUAUCAUGCAACACAUGAUUGCUGAAGAUGUGUGGACUUCCUCAAAAAAAAUCGAGCUUUUGAAAACCCUUCACGUACAAAUCAAACGGUAUAAGGAUGGUGCAGACGUUUAUAAAGUUAUGGAAGGAGCACAGGUGUCAUACAAUAACGCUAUUCGAGCUAUGAGCCUUGUAAAGAAUAAUGUGGAUAUGGCAAUUGCUCUAUUAAUGAACGAUGGGAUCCCAGGAAAUUCUCGGGAUACCCAAGGGAUAGAUGUAAUGCUACAAGAUAUACGGACAAGCUUGCUUGUUCGUCUGAAGCUCGUUGUUCCAUUUGCUGCUUUGAUUUGGGAACACCCCAAGGCAGAAGAGUGUGAUAUUUUAGAAUGGGUUAAAGUCUUGGUUUCUUUGCUGGGGAACCCACUUGUUCAUGGCAACGGUAGUCAAGAAAAGUUCUUUGAAUUUGUCCUUGAUUUAGUCUCUCUGUUAAUCGAUGAGGUCCCAAGAGAGUUACGAAAACCGAACCUUUUACACCUUUCGUCCAUGAACGGGGAGCUUGCAUUUCUUCCAUCCAUGUUCCUCAGCCGAGUUAAACGCAUCUUACCAUUCUUGACACAUAAUAUAUAUAUCACCAGCACACGCCUAGCAUCUUCAUUACUUGGAUCGCAAUCAUCAAAUAUCACGCCACAACAACAACAACAACACUUGGAGAACUGCAUGGAGCACUCAAAGCCAUGGGAAUGGCUUGAAGACUAUGUAAGUGAUCCGCCAGCUGAAAAUGACGCUCCGAUAAAUAUCAGUCUGUUCGAUGCACGGAAAGUAAAAAAAGCAGAAGGCACCUAUGCCAAAUGGUACAAAUCUGGAUUCAGCGACAAAUUGGCAAGCGAAGACGAUCAUGACGAACCACUACGGGUUUCUUUGAUUGGAAAGAGCAGAAAACGAUCUGUUGAUACCAUGGAAGACAAUGGCUUCAUCUUCAUCGUAGACGAUGAUGAGGAUGUUAAUUCAACUACUACGCCUAAACGAAGGCUAAUAGACAUGGAAGAGGGCGAGCUGCCAUAGCCCUAUUUACAUAUGACGUCUUGAUUUGAGCGAUUUUUUUGAUGUUUAAAAAGAGAAAGUGUAUAGUUCAAAAUUUGAAGGGAAAGAGGAGGAGACACAAAUGAGCUAAAGUCAGUUCUAUAGCUUUAAUUCCUUUAAUUCCCAGUAUUCAUAAGAAAUUAUGUUAUGUAUAUUGUUUGGUACAUUUUAAAAGUGUAUACACAGAAUGUAUCCUGAUACCAAAACAAAAGAGAUGGUUGUUUCUCGAUACUUAAUUUUCAAUUUUAUUAUUUUUUUUUGGUGUUGUUUUUGAUGCUGAAUAGCUUGAGCAUUUCGAUUACAUAAAUUCGCUUUGAUUUUUUCUAUUGUGGAUAAGAAUAAAUGUGCUUGAUUAAUAAGAUUCAAAUAUUUUAAAAUCGAGUUAAAUUCUAAUAAAUUACUGCUUGAAUAUAAUGUU
This is a messenger RNA of Phycomyces blakesleeanus NRRL 1555(-), 5887 nucleotides long. RefSeq lists its product as hypothetical. The coding region runs from base 1 to 5451 and encodes 1816 amino acids. Gene Ontology annotation, molecular function: transcription coregulator activity. Gene Ontology annotation, cellular component: mediator complex. The record is from RefSeq and is a predicted model, not a curated record. The transcript has 16 exons. Lineage: Eukaryota; Fungi; Mucoromycota; Mucoromycetes; Mucorales; Phycomycetaceae. Gene Ontology annotation, biological process: regulation of transcription by RNA polymerase II.